GGACGACGCACAUUUGUAGUUCGGAAUACGUAGAAUAUUUGUUGUGCACAGAUCUGCAUUUGAAGUGAAUGAAAAACAAACGCAAACCAUUUAUACCAUACGCUGCAAAUAUUAACAAUAUCAACUGCAGCGACAUAUCAUAAAUGGCUUACUUCGCCGUUUAUAUACCGCCAUCCAAAGCGGGCUUCGAGGGCACAUUGGCUCAGUGUGCGGGCUCCAUUGCAGCUAUAAAUGUGACUCUUUUGUCCGAGUCUGCAGCCGCCAGCGGAGCGGGCGACCCAAAUGCAUCCAAUUUCGAGGAUCCCGAAUAUCCACCCGACUCGCCGCUCUGGUUGAUAUUCACGGAAAAGUCCAAGGCAUUGGAGGUGCUGCGACAUUAUAAGGAGGCGCGAUUGCGCGAGUUUCCCAAUCGAGAUCAGGCCGAGAGCUACGUACAGUUUGGCUUCGAAAGCAUCGAAUCGCUCAAGCGUUACGGCAAGGCCAAACCAGCUAGCAAGCCGGUCUCAUUACCCCGAUCGUUGGGGGGAAGUGGAUAUAAGUCGCCGGCGUCGGGUAGCACAGACAGCAGUCCAUUUUCAUCGUCGCCGACAAUCGGUGAGACGCCUGGCUCAUCAGCAUUGACCGCGGCAAACAUCAUAUUGGCGAUGUCAAAUAGCAGUGGCAACAACACUGAUGGCAGCGCUAAUAUCGCAUCCAGUUGCAGCAACAGCAGCAGCAACAUUUCACUUAAUGCCGAACGUCCGCCGUUUCGGGCACCCAGCAAACAGGAGCUGGUCGAGUUCCGUAAACAGAUCGAGGCUGGAAAUUUUGAGCGUGUCGGACGCAUUGUUUGGGACAAUCCACGGUUUCUCAUCAGCAGCGGUGACACGCCCACCAGCCUAAAAGAGGGAUAUCGCUACAAUGCCAUGCACAUUUGCGCCCAAUGCAAUCAGGCGCGCGUUGCCGAGCUCAUAUUGAAGACAAUCUCAGAUCGCAAAUUUACCCAGCUGUAUGCGGGUAAAAAGAGCCGAGGCGAGAUGUGCGCCGCCCUCAAUGAGAAUCUCCUCGAUUAUUAUCUCAACAUGCCAGACAAAGGACGCGGCGAGACGCCACUGCAUUUUUCCGUCAAAUACGGUCACGUUGCUGUCGUUAAGGUGCUCACCUCCUAUCCACAAUGCAAGUCGCUUAUGAAUUCGGACGGCAUGCAGCCCAAGGAUAUAAUAUGCCAGCGAGCACAACAUGCCAGUCCGGAGGUGUUCAAAAAACUGGAGCUGCUGCUCUCGGAGCCAUAUUAUGUGCCCGUUCUGCGGGCAACGGGUAAUGAGGUGCCGCCGCAGAUUGGACAACCGUUUAUGACUAUUGAACCGCCGAUAUUAAAUCAAAAGUGCGACGAAUCGGGUAAACUCAAUAUGGAACUGAAGAUCAGUGCAUUGGCUGGACCCAUGCCGCGUGAGCAGGCAGUUAGUUUCUGUCGACGCUGGAAGACCCCGCCGCGAAUUGGUGGCAAUGCUGGGGCGCCAUUGACCAGUUCGCCCUACAUCUCACCCAUACGGACGCCCAACAAGUCGCUGCUCAACAAGAGUGCCAUUGGUCGGCGUUUGCUCUUCAGCCCGAAUGGCAAUCAACAAAAUCCCGAGCAAAAUGGCGAUGAGGCACAGCAGCAGCAGCAGCCACAGCAGCACAUAGAACACAACAACAAUUGCACAUACAAGGAUAGCUCAAGUCGGUCACAUCGUGCGCUGGAGUUGCCGUCGACACCUUUUCGGCAUAUUAACCCGGAUCUGUUUUUAAAUUAUCGUAGCAACACGUCAUUAUCGUUCGUGGAUAGCGACUUGGAUGAGUCAUUGGUGAUUGAUUGUUACCGCGAGCGACAUAUCAAGAAUUCGGAUAUUGAAAAGGGUCUUGAGAUAAUCGGUCGACAAUUGGCGCACCAGGAGAAUUUGGAGUGGCGCGAAUAUUGGGAUUUUCUCGAUGAUCUCGUGGACAUAUCAUCUAGCGAUGGAAUCGCACGCCUCGAGGCUUAUCUGUCAGCAAAAUCUGAGCAAACGCAGGCUUCGCUGCUGGCUGAAAAAUCGGAUCAGACGUGGAACUAUUCCCAACUGCAUCACUAUCUCGAUCUGGCUACCGACCGAGGCAAGACUGCGAAUAAUCCAGCAGCGAGUGUUGCCGGCAUCGCCAUUACCCAGGUAAUGACGCCCUAUACAUGUGUGGAGAAAUCGCUGCAGGUGUUCGCGAAACGCAUCACCAAGACACUGAUUAACAACAUUGGCAACAUGGUAUCCAUCAAUGAUACGCUGCUCUCCGAGCUCAAAAGACUGAAAUCUCUCAUUGUCAGCUUCAAGGAUGAUGCACGCUUCAUCACUGUCGACUUUGGCAAGGUUCACUCACGCAUCGCUCAUCUCGUCGCCAGCUACAUUGCCCAUUCGCAGGAGGUGAGCAACGCUGUGCGAAAUCAGCUAAUGCAAAUGCUGCGUAAACUGUUGCAGCUAUACGGCGAUAGACGCGAGCAUUUGCAAUGCGUAUGCGGCAGCAUGCUGCCAAUGCUGGAGCAGGUGCCAUUUGUUCGGCUGCCGGACGCACUUAAAACCGAGGAGCUGUGCUCAGCCGCCUGGGAAUUGGAGCAGUGUUGCAAGUGUGCCUGGGAUGCGAAUCUUAGUCGUAAGACGAGCAGACGCAAGCGUACCGAAUCUUUGCGCGCUCAAAUCCAAGAUUCGAGCAAGGCGGCCACAACGUCAACUGCUGCUGCUACUGCUGCUGCUGCUACUGCUGCUGCUGCUACUGCUGCUGCUGCUACUGCUGCUGCUGCUGCUACUGCUGCUACUGCUGCUGCUGUUGCUACUGCUGCUGCUGCUGCUGGAACUAUUCAUGCUGCCUCCAGUACAUCCAAUGAUCCGGUUCACGAGCUCAUUGACACAAUGCGUGUCUGUAACAUAAGCGACAAUGACAACAACAACAACAGCGACGAUGACGGAAACGAUGAUGCAUCAUACUUUUUGGAUUGCGUCGACAACUUUAAUGAGGACGACAGCAGCGACGAUGAGGCGAUUUUCAUGACACCACCAGAAAGCCGCACACCACGGCUCUCGUGUUGCGACGCGGAACCCCAAUAUGAACUAUUCAUAUUUGGCAAGGAGCCGACCAAGCGUGAUUUGGAUGUCCUCAAUGCUAUUUUCAAUGUCGAUAUCGAUAAGGAAUCGCUGCCGUUUGUGUAUGCCUGGCGUACAGCCAUGGAGAGCUUCUCCGCCGAGGAGAUGGAUCUCUUCCCCUCGCCGACAAGCGUGCAUAAAUCGCAUAAGUCGUCGUUCUUCAGCAUCGGCAGCAGGACACCCAAUCUGGCAAAAACCAAUAUUCCUUGCAGCAGCAUGGUUUCCGAUAGCGGUUCGCUGACACACACAUACAAAAAGCUGCUUCCCACCCCGAUGCUGAACGAAUUGGCACAGCGUCGUCAGCUUGGAACACCAUCGGCGCCUCCGAAAAUAAUGUGGUCGCCUCGACCGACCAGUUGCCAGAACGGACCUGUGCAUGAAAGCCCUUCGCCAAUGAACACCACGAUGCCGCCUGCAGCAGUUCCAGUGGCCAGCGAUCAUCAGACAGGCACCAUCGUGUCGACUGUAUUCCAUACGCCGUUUAAUAAGGCGCGUGGUCUUUUUUCUAAGUACCGCGAGACGCGAUAUGAGCCCAGUCCCUCAAUCUUCUCGCCAGAAUAUGUGAAUGUCCAGCUCAAUCUGUCAGUCACCGAUGAGAGUGAAUAAUUAAGAGCAGAUGCAUGAUGUUUAACUGCCUAUUAUUAUGUAAAUACUAAAUGUAUAUGUAGAGAAAAACAAAAUGCAAGAAAAAAAGCAAAAAACAAAA
This is a messenger RNA of Drosophila grimshawi, 3831 nucleotides long. RefSeq names its product ankyrin repeat and LEM domain-containing protein 2 homolog (gene Ankle2). The coding region runs from base 144 to 3731 and encodes 1195 amino acids. Gene Ontology annotation, cellular component: endoplasmic reticulum. Gene Ontology annotation, biological process: negative regulation of phosphorylation. The transcript is spliced from 8 exons. NCBI's taxonomy places the organism in Eukaryota, Metazoa, Arthropoda, Insecta, Diptera, Drosophilidae. Gene Ontology annotation, molecular function: protein phosphatase 2A binding. The record is from RefSeq and is a predicted model, not a curated record.